CGCAGAGGCUGCCGGGGGCCGGGCCGUGCGCGGGGGCCGGCGCCGAUGGCGGCAGGCGCAGGGGGCGGCUAAGGGAGCCGCCGGUGCCCGUCGUGUCCAUCGACCGCCGACGCCUCGCCCACCCCGUCCCUUCGCCCGCCGCUAUGGAGGCGCUGAUCCCCGUCAUCAACAAGCUGCAGGACGUGUUCAACACGGUGGGGGCCGACAUCAUCCAGCUGCCGCAGAUCGUGGUGGUGGGCACGCAGAGCAGUGGAAAAAGUUCUGUGUUGGAAAGUCUUGUGGGGAGGGAUCUGCUCCCACGAGGUACUGGAGUUGUCACCCGGAGACCCCUUAUUCUGCAGCUGGUGCACGUUUCCCCAGAGGAUGGUCGGAAAGGAGCUGGAGAUGAAAAUGAGGUAGAUGCUGCAGAAUGGGGUAAAUUUCUUCAUACCAAAAAUAAGAUCUAUACAGAUUUUGAUGAAAUUCGUCAGGAAAUAGAAAAUGAAACAGAGAGGAUUUCAGGAAACAAUAAGGGGAUCAGUCCUGAACCCAUUCAUCUUAAGAUUUUUUCAUCUAAUGUUGUAAAUCUGACUCUUGUGGACUUACCUGGAAUGACAAAGGUGCCUGUUGGUGAUCAGCCUAAAGACAUUGAACUUCAAAUAAGAGAGCUUAUCCUUCAGUUCAUCAGCAACCCCAAUUCCAUUAUCCUGGCAGUCACAGCUGCCAACACGGACAUGGCCACUUCUGAAGCCCUGAAAAUAGCUCGGGAGGUGGAUCCAGAUGGUCGAAGAACCCUUGCUGUUAUCACAAAGCUGGAUCUCAUGGAUGCUGGCACUGAUGCUAUGGAUGUGCUCAUGGGAAGAGUGAUUCCAGUCAAACUUGGCAUCAUUGGAGUAGUGAAUAGGAGUCAGCUGGAUAUCAACAAUAAGAAGAGUGUGGCUGAUUCCAUUCGUGAUGAGUAUGGAUUUCUCCAAAAGAAAUACCCUUCCCUUGCCAACCGAAAUGGAACCAAGUAUCUUGCUAGAACACUGAACAGAUUGCUGAUGCAUCAUAUCAGGGAUUGCUUGCCAGAGCUGAAAACCAGAAUUAAUGUUUUAGCUGCCCAGUACCAGUCUCUACUGAACAGCUAUGGGGAACCUGUUGAAGACAAAAGUGCUACUUUAUUGCAGCUGAUCACCAAAUUUGCCACAGAAUAUUGUAAUACUAUUGAAGGAACAGCAAAAUACAUUGAGACUUCAGAGCUAUGUGGUGGAGCCAGAAUCUGUUAUAUUUUUCAUGAGACUUUUGGAAGAACUUUAGAAUCUGUUGACCCUCUGGGUGGCCUUAACACAAUUGACAUUCUGACUGCCAUUAGAAAUGCCACUGGUCCUCGUCCUGCCUUGUUUGUUCCUGAGGUUUCCUUUGAGUUGCUGGUAAAAAGGCAAAUCAAACGUUUGGAAGAACCAAGCUUGCGCUGUGUGGAGCUGGUUCAUGAGGAAAUGCAGAGGAUUAUCCAGCACUGUAGUAAUUACAGUACACAGGAACUACUGAGGUUUCCUAAAUUGCACGAUGCCAUAGUUGAAGUAGUAACCUGUCUUUUGCGUAGGAGACUUCCUGUCACAAAUGAAAUGGUUCAUAAUCUGGUGGCCAUUGAGUUAGCUUAUAUUAAUACCAAACAUCCAGACUUUGCUGAUGCCUGUGGAUUAAUGAAUAACAACAUAGAGGAGCAAAGGCGGAACAGGUUAACCCGGGAAUUGCCUUCUGCUGUGCCACGAGACAAGUCUACUAAAGCUCCAGGUGCAUUGGCACCUGCUUCCCAGGAGACUGUUACUGCUGCUUCUGCUGAGGCUGAUGGCAAGGUCUGUCUUGAUUUUUCCUCUAAGCACUGCAUGCACGUUUCUGUUGGGAAUCCUUCUGUAGGAGCAGAUGCACCUCAGGAGUCUGGAACAGGCAACUGGAGAGGAAUGCUGAAACCCUCUAAACCAGAAGAGGUAUCAGCAGAGGAAAAAUCCAAGCCAGCUGCAGCCCUACCUGCUAGUCCUCAAAAAGGACAUGCUGUAAACCUAUUAGAUGUGCCUGUACCUGUUGCACGCAAACUUUCUGCCCGUGAGCAACGAGAUUGUGAAGUGAUUGAACGACUUAUUAAAUCUUACUUCCUUAUUGUCAGGAAGAACAUUCAGGACAGUGUGCCAAAGGCAGUGAUGCAUUUUCUGGUGAACCACGUGAAGGACACUCUCCAGAGUGAGCUGGUGGGCCAGCUAUACAAAUCCCUAUUGUUGGAUGACCUUCUCACAGAGUCUGAGGACAUGGCACAGCGCAGGAAAGAGGCAGCUGACAUGCUAAAGGCCCUGCAGCGAGCCAGCCAGAUCAUUGCAGAGAUCCGAGAGACACAUCUUUGGUGAAGACUGUAUCAGCCACACUAUUUAUAUGCAUUGGAGGUUACAUUGGCUUGACAAUUGCUAGGCAUGGUAUACGGAGUAGAAUUUUUAUUUAUGAACUCUUCUUAUCUGUGUACUGCAACUGUGUAAAUCUGCUCAUGUAAAGACAGUUGGUUUGAUUUGCAAACAGAAAAACAUGCUGUAUUUUGCAAAAGAAGUCAUAUUUAAUCCAUAUAAUAAAUGGCUCUAAAUGUUUCCUUACCAGGUUUCUGGUGCAAAUUAAAGCAGACCAAGUCUUCUGUCUCAGUGACAGUCUCAUUUGAACUUGGGGAAAAACAUUCAAGUUCCAGUGCCUGACUUGCUGAACAGGUUGCCUGUGGUUAAGACAGCCAGUGUAGUCUUGUGGCAUAGUUUUAAGCUGCUUUUCCAGUAGAAGUUUCAAUACUGUGAAGAAAAGAGAGCACCGAGUAUUUUCUUUCAUGAAUAUAUUGCAUGCACUGUGACAGAUGGAGGUCUCCAUUUUAUAGCACAGUAGAGAUGUUGAGCGUAUUACUAUGUAUGUGUGUUCCCUUUUUUUUUUUUCUCUUUGUCCCCAAAUGUUUCAAUGGCAGACAAAACUUCAGACUUGAUUUCAUGGAGUAUCAUGUAGGAAGAAUUAGCCUGGAGCUUGUGAACAAGAACAGCCUACUAAAAAGUGGCUGCAGAGUUAUUAACGUGCACUGGAGCUUGUGUAUGAAUGUUGGAGUUUAAAAUCAGGCACAAGGACACCUUCCCCUUCCUCCCCCCUGGGACCAAGCCCCUGGACCAUCUGAUAGUAAAUUUGCUCUGGCAGAACUGAAAAUAAAACUGGAUUUCAAAACUGUCAUGGGAUAGUAAGCGUUUCUUUUGAAAACAGAUGAAGUUGGCCAGGGAGAAGGGGAUGCCCACAAAUUCUGCAAAUAUUGGAAUGUAUGACAGUAUGAAAGAAAGUCUGUGCAUUUGGAAUAUUUAUAUCAGAGAUUACAGUUGCUUUUGAGGAAAUUUUAUUGUGCUGUAAGUAGCUUUUUUUUUUUGAGGACAAUCGUAAAAUUAUGAAAUUUUAGGUUGGAAAUUAAGUUGAUGAGCUUUCUUUUUUUCUUUUGAUUAUAAUUCAUACAGAUGACUAUUGAUCACACUAGCCUUGAAAAAGUAAACAUUUUAAUUUUUAUUAAUAAAAAUUUAUUUAAACUUCAGCCAGCAUACUUGCAUGUACUUUUCAAGCAGAUUCACUCUUUUUGUAUAAAGUGAAAAUGUUUACUAAAGUGUUGCUGAUACUUUAGCACAACUUGCAUGAAAAAUAGGACACUGCUGUUAACCUCCAUGGCUUGAUUUUAUGGUAUUGGGCCACAAUAGUGAGGUUUUCAUUACCGUAUGCAGUUCCUUCCCCCGAAAUCAGUUGGCAAAAAAGGAAUUCCUAUGGUAAGCUGCUAAAGAGUGAAUAUUCAAAAAUUCAGUUUACAAGAAGCUCUGUUUAAAAAUGUAUUUUUCUCAUGGUAAUCUUCAGUUUGGCAUCAAUAUGAGCACAAGGAGUUAAGUCUGACAGAUGCAAUUUUUGGAUACUUCAUGUAUGAUCUGAGGUAAUUCAUGCAGAACACAGAAAUACAUAUGGUGUAUUUUUAAACAGCCUAAAAAGUCAUGGUGUAUGCAUUACACGUAAUGAAUAUAAAGGAGGUACUUUUGUCUUGUAUUGUAUCCAGGGAUGGUAGUUCUCAGAUUUAAGAAAUUUAACUCAAGUGCAAACCACAUUUUAAAUCAAUUUGGUGAUCAGUGAAAGCUUUUUAAGUCUUGUCAAAAGCAUUACAUUUCUGUUUGGUAUUCACCUGACACCUCUCUCUUUUGCUUUCAACAUCCAAGGAGUUUUCAACAAGGUAGUGCCGUCCAUAAGUGAUCUGCUACCUAAGCUUUAACUCUCAAAGCUCAGUCAACAGUCUCUGUGGAGAAAUACUCUGAUUUGUAAAGUUUUGAAAUGCUGCAUAAAGCAAAUGAAUUUCAUUUAUUGAAGAAAUUCUUGCAAGUGAUAUCUGGCUCUGUAAUGUCAUGUGAAAUUUCCAGUGUUAAUUUGGUUUCUGAAAUGUUACGACUUUUUUUGUUUGAGUUUCACAAAAAGUUUCAAUUUGGUAAUGUUUGAGUGCCAAGAAAUGAACUUGAUUUGUAAUCCUUAAUGCAAGACUUUGAAGGUCCAUGCUGUAACAAUCCUGUUAUUUAAUAAACAGAUAAUACAAAAAUAA
Molecule: messenger RNA, 4582 nt
Organism: Serinus canaria (Common canary)
Lineage: Eukaryota; Metazoa; Chordata; Aves; Passeriformes; Fringillidae
Gene: DNM1L
Product: dynamin 1 like
Exons: 19
Coding region: 144-2360 (738 amino acids)
Biological process (GO): mitochondrial fragmentation involved in apoptotic process; mitochondrial fission
Cellular component (GO): cytoplasm; microtubule; membrane
Molecular function (GO): GTPase activity; microtubule binding; GTP binding
Source: RefSeq, a predicted model, not a curated record